This is a messenger RNA of Brassica rapa (field mustard), 1889 nucleotides long. RefSeq lists its product as uncharacterized. The record is from RefSeq and is a predicted model, not a curated record. Lineage: Eukaryota; Viridiplantae; Streptophyta; Magnoliopsida; Brassicales; Brassicaceae.
CGCGACACGUCAGCACUUCUCACAUGCAUUUAAAAUCUAAUUACGGUCUCUCGUUUGGGCUUCGUCAAGGGCUUGGUUGUUUGUGCUUAGCUUAUGGUUACUUAUGUUGGGCUUUGUCUAAUUUUAGCCCAUUGCAACCACCCUUCUUCUUCUACGCCGCAUCGUGAAAUCCUAAUAUUUUCUUCAUCAUCAUAACACGAGAUCAAGUAACGGAAUCACGAUUUAUGUUCAAGCCAUAAACACAUCAUUUAAUCUCAGUAAAUUAUCCCCCCCCCCACCCCAACUACUCCUCAAUUCACCAGAACCUUCGAUCUCUUCGGAUUCUUCAGGAUUUGGAUCAUAUAAAUAGGCGUUCUUUAGGAGAUAUAUACAUUUGUAAGAGAAGUUGAUUGUGAACAAAUUCUUUCCUUGGCAGCGAUGCAACUGUGUGCGUCAGAGCUGAGCUAUUCCACAAGAGGCUGAAGGCUGGUGUUGUCCAACCUAAAGUGAUGGUGGCUACGAACAUCAAUCCUAUGUUUGUAGGAGGUAAGUAGUUUCAUAAUAUAUUUCGGGGAUUUCAUGUUUCGAUGUGUUGAUUUUUAUAUGAUAUGCAUGUCAUGUCGUCUUUAUCUCAGUGCUACCUCUGCAACUCAUUUUUAUUUUGACAAUGAGGUGGCAGCAAACAAGACUCUAUUUAAGCAGUAUUUAUCUGAUCUCUCACUCUUUAAAAAACGAUCUUUACACAUGGGUUUAUCCAGUUCUGAUAGUAAACAAUUUAUAGGUUGUCUUCCAAGCUCGAGAAUGACUCAACAAGUGGAAAUCAAUAUCGUGGUGUGAAGAAGCUGGAACCAGUUUUGCUUGGGGAGAUAAACAACUAUGUCCUGAAUUCACCCCUCAAUCCAACGCAGUCCAUCGAAUUCCUAUGCAAAGCCAUAAUUGGGGGGUUGGAGACUACCAACUAAUGGUGUUAUAUGUUAUGGCUAAGUGUUCCAAGAAGCUCCAACGAGGAAUAUCCUCUUUCACUUGCACAACAUAUUUUAAUGUCAGGCUGUUGGGGUUGUCAGGUUAUCUUUGCUCAUGGUUUUAGAUCAUCUUCAACUACAUAUAAACAUCUAUUUUUUGUACUUACUCAAUGUCUGGUUUUAAAACGUGAAUGGUUUUAAGUACCGUGUUGAGAUGCUGGUGGAGUCGGGUGAAGAUACAGAUGUGUUUGUUGCAUUCGACUCAGUUAUGUCUAACCUGACAGGUGUCAGGGCUGCAGAGGUUGCAAAUCCUAUGGGACAAGGAGAACAAGAUCCAAUAGGCUAUCAGCUCCCUCAGUUUCUCCAAGACAUUGUUGGGAAUACAUACAUAUUCCAUCUGAAGCUCACUGAAUUUAAUUUCUCUGGUAACCAUAAGUCCUUCACUGUUGCCAGAAUCUUUGAUCCCAAUGAUAGGAUACCAGGCCUUUCUUUCGCACCACAUGGGGGGGGGGGGAACCCUGAUGGUGAUAUGCAUGGAAAUAAAUGUGCUUCUUACAAGUUCCAUGUCGGUGGCUCCUCCGGCGUUAAUCCCAGUGAAGGAGGUGAGGAACUCAAGGAACUACAUGCUCCUGAGGAAACAAUAGCAAGCAGUGAGCAGCAGGAAACCAUUUCUGAGAAUGUUCAUGACAACAAACCAGGUUCACCUGAAGGGAAUCCACCGAAGAAGGCGCGAAAUGCGUAGAUCUUGAGUCAUUAGAUAUGAGGAACUAAGAAAUGUGUGGGCAUACGAUUUGUCUUUGGUACCUUAGUCUAUGUUAGGACAGUUGGUCCAUUAUCUAAUUUUAGUUUAAGUCAUUGUUUUUUCCCUGUUUCGUUGUUGUUUUUUCCAAUUUUCUUGACAUUUGAGGUUUUUAAUAUUUACUCUUGCGUUUUUUCUUUGUGAACCAA